AUGUCUUUGAUUGAGAAAAUCUCCAUAGAACUUGGAGCACAGGAGCCAUGGCCAAAAGAUGUCAAGUUAUUUCAGCCUUAUGAAGUUGAACAAAUUCUCUUACCUGAUAAUGCAAACUGUUUGGCGGUCCAAGCAUUUCUCAAAAUGUGUCAUUUAGAUUAUACAGUUGAACCAAAACCAAAUGCUGAAGCUAUGUCACCAACUUUGAAAGUCCCAUUCAUAAAGGCAGGUAGAUUUGUUAUAGCAGAAGUGGAAGGAAUAGUACAGUUCAUUAAUGGAAAAGGUAUAACUUUGACAGAAAAGUUGGAUAGUGAACAGAAGACUGAUUUGAGGGCUUUCAUGUCAUUGCUUCAUAAUGUUAUGGAAAUAGCUGAGCUUUAUGUUUGUUGGGUUGACCAAGAAACUUAUAAUGAAAUUACUAGUUUUCGACAUGGUUCAGUGUAUCCCUGGCCUCUGAAUCAUAUCCAAAAUAGAUCUAAAAGAAACCAGGUUAUCAAAAAAUUAUCAGCUAUGAACUGGUAUAAGAAAACUUUGGAGGAUGUCUUUGAAGAAGUUGACAAAUGUUGUGAGGCUCUCAGUACACGUCUUGGUGAUGGACAUUAUUUUUUUGAGGAUGGACCUACAGAGUUGGAUGCUUUAGUUUUUGGUCAUUUGUUCACAAUUUUGACUACUCCUUUACCCAAAAAUGAUCUGGCAGAGAUAAUAAGGAAAUACCCCAUGCUGAUAGCACUUGUAGAAAGAAUUGAGAAACAAUAUUUCAAAAAAGAAACUGAACAUUGA
This is a messenger RNA of Phaedon cochleariae (mustard beetle), 780 nucleotides long. NCBI's taxonomy places the organism in Eukaryota, Metazoa, Arthropoda, Insecta, Coleoptera, Chrysomelidae. The record is from the annotation of a GenBank genome assembly.